AUCAUAUAUAUGGCCAUGGGUUGUGGUGAAAGUGAGGGUGUGUGGCUAAAGCUAUCCGCAGGAAGGGAAAUGGAUGAAGCAGAGAAGAGCAGCAGAAGAAGAAGAGAAAGAUGGUCUCUUCAUGGGAUGUCUGCUUUGGUCACUGGAGGCACCAAGGGAAUUGGAUAUGCUAUUGUAGAAGAAUUAGCUGGGCUAGGAGCAUCAAUAUAUACUUGUGCUCGCACUGAAGUCGAUCUUAACAAGUGCUUAAAUGAGUGGAAAGGGCAGGGAUUCAGUGUUCAUGGUUCAGUUUGUGAUUUGUCAUCCCGUCCCCAUCGGGAGAAUUUGAUUGAAGCUGUGUCUGCACAUUUUAAUGGGAAGCUGAAUAUCCUUGUGAAUAAUGUUGGUACAAACAUUCCCAAACAAACAGUUGACUAUACAGCUGAGGACUUCUCAUUUUUAGUGUCAACCAACUUAGAAUCUGCUUUCCACAUGUGCCAACUCUCACAUCCCCUUCUCAAAGCAUCAGGAGCAGGGAGCAUUGUCUUCAUCUCUUCUGUUGCUGGGGUGGUUGCUCUCCAAGUUGGUAGCAUAUAUGGAGCUACUAAAGGUGCAAUAAAUCAAUUAACAAAGAACCUCGCUUGCGAGUGGGCAAAGGACAAUAUUCGGACCAACAGUGUGACACCAUGGUUUAUAAGAACCCCACUUGCUGAACUAAUUUUAGGAAACGAGGAGCACUACAAACAGAUAGUUGCUCGAACCCCGUUGAAACGUGUAGGUGAGCCAGAGGAAGUUUCAUCACUAGUUGCAUACCUUUGCUUGCCGGCUGCGUCGUAUAUCACCGGCCAAGUUAUUUCUGUUGAUGGCGGAGUUAGCGUCAAUGGCUGGUAUCCAUGAGAUAGGGAAUUUGAGGUCAUGUACUUAAUCUCUCUCUUGUGAAAAAGCACAGUCUCUCUCCGUCGUAGCUCCUUUAUAAUAAGUGUCCUCUGCAGUGAAUGACGUCUUCUGUGAAAUACUGCACGAUGGAUAAGAGGCAAUAAAAACUUGGGUUUGAUGGAUUUUUGGGGCAUUCAUGCAUUUGUAGAAUUUUGUUACUUAAGGGUGCGUAUAUGUUGUUGAAAUUCUUGUUGUUAUAUAAGGUUAUGAGGGGAA
This is a messenger RNA of Amborella trichopoda, 1131 nucleotides long. Its product is annotated as tropinone reductase homolog At5g06060. The record is from RefSeq and is a predicted model, not a curated record. Gene Ontology annotation, molecular function: oxidoreductase activity. Lineage: Eukaryota; Viridiplantae; Streptophyta; Magnoliopsida; Amborellales; Amborellaceae.